Molecule: messenger RNA, 2208 nt
Organism: Phycodurus eques (leafy seadragon)
Lineage: Eukaryota; Metazoa; Chordata; Actinopteri; Syngnathiformes; Syngnathidae
Gene: runx2b
Product: RUNX family transcription factor 2b
Exons: 8
Coding region: 141-1592 (483 amino acids)
Biological process (GO): regulation of transcription by RNA polymerase II; regulation of cell differentiation; hemopoiesis
Cellular component (GO): nucleus
Molecular function (GO): DNA-binding transcription factor activity, RNA polymerase II-specific; ATP binding; RNA polymerase II cis-regulatory region sequence-specific DNA binding
Source: RefSeq, a predicted model, not a curated record
GACGUGCGGCUCGGGGCUUGGCGUGGCCGGAGCGUCAAUGGUUAAUGGUCGCGGGCCAGCAGCACCAGUCACAAGGACGGCGCUAAGCGAGACGUGUCAAAGUUCACGGAAACCGCCGAAGAGUGAGAGCUGGUCCCAGCAUGGCGUCAAACAGCCUCUUCAGCACCGUCACACCAUGCCAGCAGAACUUCUUCUGGGACCCGAGCGCCAGCCGGAGGUUCAGCCCGCCGUCCAGCAGCCUGCAGCCGCUCGCGGGCAAGAUGACGGACGUGAGCUCCCCGGGUGGCGGCGGCGGCGGCGGCGGAGGAGGGGGAGGCGGUGGAGGGGGCGGCCCCGGCGGGCAGGCGGACGCGGCUUCGGCGGCGGUUCCCCGUCUGCGCGCCCACGAGAACCGCAGCAUGGCCGAGAUCAUCGCCGACCACCCGGCGGAGCUGGUGCGCACCGACAGCCCCAACUUUUUGUGCUCCGUGCUGCCGUCGCACUGGCGCUGUAACAAGACUCUGCCGGUCGCCUUCAAGGUGGUGGCGCUAGGGGACAUAACCGACGGCACGGUGGUGACGGUGAUGGCGGGCAACGACGAAAACUACUCGGCCGAGCUGCGAAACGCUUCGGGCGUGAUGAAGAACCAGGUGGCGCGCUUCAACGACCUGCGCUUCGUAGGCCGCAGUGGCAGAGGCAAAAGCUUCACACUGACCAUCACCGUCUUCACCAACCCGCCGCAAGUGGCCACUUACCACCGAGCCAUCAAGGUGACAGUGGACGGACCACGAGAGCCCAGGAGGCAUCGCCAGAAGCUGGAGGACCCUCCCAAGUCGGGCCUCUUCUCGGACCGCCUGAGCGAGCUGGAGAGGAUGAGGGUCCGCGUGGCGGUGCCCACCCAGGCCCAGCGACCGGCGCUCAACGCGGUGCCCAAUUCGUUCACGCCGCAGGGACAGACGCAGAUCACCGCAGACCCGCGUCAGUCACAGUCGUCGCCGCCGUGGUCGUACGAGCAGACGUACCCGUCCUACUUGAGUCCCAUGGCGUCCCCCUCCGUCCACUCCACCGCCCCGCUCUCCUCCAGCCGGGGCACGGGCCUGCCCUCCAUCAGUGACGUGCCCAGACGCUUGCCAGGUUCUUCGGACCUGAGCCCGUUCCCGGGCCAGUUUGAGCGUCAGUUCCCGGGCCUGUCCUCCCUGACGGAGAGUCGCUUCAGCGGGCCCCGCAUGCACUACCCGGCCACCUUCACCUACACGCCGCCCGUCACCUCCGCCAUGUCGCUGGGGAGCGCUCACUACCACACCUACCUUCCGCCGCCCUACCCGGGCUCCACGCAGAACCAGAGCGGACCCUUCCAGACCAGCAGCACGCCUUACCUGUACUACGGCGCCUCGUCCGGGUCCUACCAGAUCUCCAUGGUGUCCGGCGGCGGGGAGCGGUCGCCCUCGCGCGUGGCCCCGCCGCCCUGCACCAGCGCCUCCACGGGGACCUCGCUGGUCAACCCCAACCAGGCGGACGGCGGCGUGGACGCGGGAGACGGCAGCCACAGCAACUCCCCCACCGUCCUCAACACGGCCGGACGCAUGGAUGAGGCCGUGUGGAGGCCCUACUGAACGCCUGACUGAAAAGGGAUUUUUUUUUUUUUUUUUUUUUUUUGGAAGCGGCUCGUCCUGACUUGUGCAAACUUGUCUUCCUGGAAUGUUCGGACCAAAACGCUCGGAGUAGCAAUAAGCAGCACAUUGUUCCUAACAGACUUUUUUUGUAUGUCUUUAAUAGCAACCUGGAUGAGGCACAAACUCCAAAGAACAAAAAAGAAUAUGAAUAAUUACACACCAAGUUAAAGUCGGAAUUUUACCUAAAUAAAUUUGGUUUUAGGGGAAAGUCAUCGAAAACUGUUUUCAUUAGAAAUAUGAGCAUUUUUAAAAUAUGGCUUUUCUCGCAGUUGUUGUUUUUCUAAUAAUACCAGAAUUAAAUUGUAUAUUUUCAGGGGGAAAAAAAUCAUCUGCAACUUUUUUCCUGAAAAAGUACUUUUCCUGAAAAGAUCACUUUCUAGAAAACGACACUUUCUCAAAUAUAUAAAUAUAUUUCUCAAAUAUACUUUUUCUCGAAUACACCAUUUUUUUUCUUAAAUUGUAAGAUUUUUUUUUCUGAAAACAGGACUUUAGAUUAAGCUACUUUUUUCCUCAAAUAUGACUUUUUUUAAUAUACUGCUUUCUAAAAAUUAACUUU